AUGCGAGCCAUUUCCAUUUUGUGUAUAAUUCUACAAAUUUUGGCCAUCGGUCGAACGGAAUCGGGGGAUUUUGAAAAACUCGUUAUUCCCGUAAAUUAUCCAAAACCGGAAACAAAGAGUGCAGUCCAUGGUAACGAGACAUCCGGACACUCGGUGGCCGCGCGUUCCUACUACGAUGGUGGCUUCUCCGCCUCCCAGUCCAGCUGCUCCGUGGGCACGGAGUGCACGCCCCUCCACGACUGCACCGCUCUAAUCUACGAAGUGGCCAGGAGCUGUUUCUACGGCGAUAAGUCGCUCUACUGCGGCGGGACAAGUGAGGAGCUACCCUACGUCUGCUGUCCCAGCAGUCCCUUGGAGAAGAACCAGGUGUGCGGCAAGUCCUUGGUUCAAGGACACUUUUACAAGGGACUGGGAUCGUAUCCCUUUGUGGCACGCAUUGGAUUCAAGCAUGUCAAUACGGGAGCAUUUGCCUAUCCCUGUGCCGGAGCCGUCAUCGCCAGGCGGGUCAUCCUCACUGCAGCCCACUGCGCUCUGGCCAAGGCCGACGGGCAUCGAUUAUCAUCGGUACGGGUGGGCGAGUACGAUACGUCCAGCGAUCCGGACUGCGCCAACACCGGAUUCUGUGCCCCGCGCUCCGUCAACCACGCCAUCAGCCAUGUGAUCGUGCAUCCCGAUUACAAGCAGGGCCAGUACCACCAUGACAUUGCCCUGUUGGUACUCAAAACACCACUAAACUAUUCGGUGGCCACACAACCCAUCUGCCUGCAGAAGACACGCGCCAACCUGGUGGUGGGAAAGCGGGCCACGAUCGCCGGCUGGGGAAAGAUGUCCACCUCGAGUGUCCGGCAGCCGGAGAUGUCCCACUUGGAUGUUCCACUCACAAGCUGGGAUCUGUGUCUUAGGAACUAUGGAUCAACGGGCGCUUUGGAGUCACCCAACUCUAUUGAGGGCCAGUGGAUGUGCGCAGGCGGCGAGGGCAAGGAUGUGUGUCAGGGAUUCGGAGGGGCGCCCCUGUUUAUCCAGGAGAACGGUAUAUUUUCUCAGAUCGGCAUCAUGUCCUUCGGAUCGGAUAACUGCGGCGGAUUGCGCAUCCCAAGUGUCUACACUUCUGUGGCCCACUUUGCCGAGUGGAUACACGACAACACGCCGCCAGAGUAGGCUCCUCCUCUCCUAAGCUAAGCCAAUAAACUUAAAGUAAAUUAAAAAAUUGCAUUUUAACCGAAAAGCUGCGAUUCUUUAAAACUAAAAACAAUACGACGACACUAACGAAAAAAAAGAGAAAAUAAAAGAACCUGCUCCACUGCGCAGCACUUUCCAAUGAACUGAUAUGUUGAUCUGAGCAUACACGCAUCCAAUAAUUUAAUUGAAUUAAUUGAACUUUGACACGAACCCCUCGCAGUCUUGAAAAAUAUACAUAAAAUGAUAUUUUAUACGAAUAAGAUGAC
Drosophila bipectinata is the source of this 1445-nucleotide messenger RNA. RefSeq names its product chymotrypsin-like protease CTRL-1. Gene Ontology annotation, molecular function: serine-type endopeptidase activity. The record is from RefSeq and is a predicted model, not a curated record. Gene Ontology annotation, biological process: proteolysis. NCBI's taxonomy places the organism in Eukaryota, Metazoa, Arthropoda, Insecta, Diptera, Drosophilidae.